This is a messenger RNA of Hordeum vulgare subsp. vulgare (domesticated barley), 1615 nucleotides long. Its product is annotated as scarecrow-like protein 3. Lineage: Eukaryota; Viridiplantae; Streptophyta; Magnoliopsida; Poales; Poaceae. The record is from RefSeq and is a predicted model, not a curated record. The coding region runs from base 123 to 1550 and encodes 475 amino acids. The transcript has 2 exons. Gene Ontology annotation, biological process: regulation of DNA-templated transcription. Gene Ontology annotation, molecular function: sequence-specific DNA binding; DNA-binding transcription factor activity. Gene Ontology annotation, cellular component: nucleus.
AUCUAAAGUACCCACAACAAUAACGAUACACUACAUAUAGUUCAUAUUUUUGAACAACCAUGCCUUACUGAACAUCGAUGCAGCUAUAGGGAAGUUACAAGUGGAAGAAGAAGAGAUCGAUCAUGAAUCCCGAGAACAGAGGUCAAGAGACGACCGGGCCAGUGUAUGAUCCGACACCUCUAAGGACAGCGUGGUCGGUGGAUCUGGGAAACGGACUGAACGGGACAUUCGUACGCUCCAACAUCAAUGGUACUACGGCAUUACUGCUGCAGGCGUUGAGGUCGGCAGCGGCUCCUACUCCGACGGCACCUGCACCCCAGAAUCAGUACGAGAAGCGCGCGAUACACCUUAUCACGCUUCUACAUUCCUGCGCCGCCGCGCUCGCCCAAGGGGAGACGGAGCUGGUAAACAAGGGUCUGGAGAGGAUAUGCAGCAGUCUCGCAUCGGACGACGGCGGGCAGCUGCACCGGCUCGCGUCUUCGUUCGCUGAUGCUCUGGCGCUGCGCAUGGUCCAGCCAUGGCAGGGCGUGUGCCGCGCCCUCCAGCUGCAGAAGACUACGCCCGCACCGUCGGCCGCCGCGGCGCGCCGCUACUUCACCGAGAUGUGCCCGUUCCUCCGUCUCGCCGGGACAACGGCGAACUACGCCAUCAUCGAUGCAGCUCGGACGGUCAGGAAUGCCGUGCUCCACGUCGUCGAUCUCGGCGGCGCUGAUCCCGCUCAGUGGCUUCUGCUCCUCCGCCUCUUUGCCAAGCGCCCCGGGGCGGGCGCACACGACCAAAUCCUCCGUCUGACCAUCGUCAAUGAGGACAACGAGUUCCUGUCCGGCACCGCUGCGCUCCUCGCUAGGGAAGCCAAGAUCCUUCACAUUGCCUUGCAGUUCCACCCGGUGAAACUCCAUAUCGAUCAGCUGCUAAGCAUCGACCGCCUCGGUGUCAGGGGCGGCGAAGCACUGUUCAUCGUCUCUACCCUACAGCUGCACCGUCUGCUCGCCGACGGGUUUGCAGAAGUGGCUGCUCGUCCUGACGACAGGAAAGGAAAAAGGCAGGUGCAGGCGCAUGCUACCAUGACGAGGGCCGACGCGCUCCUCCGCGACCUAGCUGGUCUAUCGCCCAAGCUUAUGGUGGUGACGGAGCAGGAGGCCGACCACAACGGCGACUUCAAGGCCCGGUUCGAGAACGCGCUCAAUUACUACGGGGCCCUGUUCGACGCCCUGGAGGAGAGCGUACCUGCGCGCGGGUCAGCACUUGAGCGGGCGGACGUUGAACGGUGCCUGCUCCUGCAAGAGAUCAGGGAUAUCGUUGCCUGUGAUGGCGCGCAGCGCCGGGAGCGCCACGAGUGGAUGGUGAAGUGGGCGGACCGGAUGCAGGCCGCCGGAUUCGAGCCUGUGGCGAUGAGAGCUGACACAGUAGCGCAAACGGUGAUGCUGGGGCAGAUGCUGGCCGGCUGCAGUAGGGCGUACAGGGUUAUUUCCAGUGAGAAGGAUGUGUGCUUCUUCAUCUGCUGGCGCGACAUCCCGAUGUUCUCCGUCUCGACCUGGCGUGCGGUGUGACCAGAUAUUGUGGCAUGUGACCUCGGCAGAUUUCUCAAUUCAUUGCAAUAAUUUCAUGCAUUUGA